Penaeus vannamei (Pacific white shrimp) is the source of this 1622-nucleotide messenger RNA. The record is from RefSeq and is a predicted model, not a curated record. NCBI's taxonomy places the organism in Eukaryota, Metazoa, Arthropoda, Malacostraca, Decapoda, Penaeidae.
AGACGGAAGAAGGAUAUAGAUAAAGAUAGAAAUGAAAAAAUAACAGAGGCAGAGAACGCGAGAAAAACAUCUCUCAAAACAAAAAAAAUCCUUUCGAAACGGCGCUCAUUCAUAUUCCGUCCGCAGCGCCUCCGAAAACCCCGACGUGGCAUCCCCUUCGAGUACUCCGACACCGCGUCCUCAGAUCCUCAGUGUACAUCAGGGCGUCGGAGAGGGAUUACGUGUCCACGCCUCUCCGUCCCCCCUCCUCCCCCUUCCUUCUUACUAUCUUGCUCUUGAUCAUGUCUGUGUUUUGCAGAUGUGUGCUGAUACAAGUGCCAUUAACCGGAGGGAAAAUGGAAAAGUUGUGAUAAAGGAGAAGAAGAAAGAAAGAUUUAAAAAAGUGUUAUGAUUAUUUAAUGCAUAAACGUGACGGGGUACUUUGGUAUAAAUAUUUUUCCCAUGAUAUUUGUUGACCAUGGUGCCCACGACAUAGUGAAACAGUGCCGCAAGGAUAUAGACUUCUCUUUUAUAAACCGGACUACCAAACAACCAGCAUGAGCCGCCUGAAGACCGAGCUGUCAUGGCUGCGGCGUCGAGGGGCAGUCCGCGCCGACGAGGACGAGGGCGCCGCGUCGCGCACCUGCGGCAGGUGUCGCGCGGAGCUGGGCCUCAUCAUCAACCGGGGCGCGCCGUGCCGGGCCUGCCGACAGCGCGUGUGCAAGCAGUGCCGCGAGUACAGUGUCAACGGCAGGGACUGGGUCUGCACGGUCUGCCAGAAGCAAAUAGACAUUCAGCUAGCCACCGGCGAGUGGAUGAACGAAUUCGUGCGCAGACCAAGCCGACGAAGAGAAAGCAAAGUUUAUGUGCCCCCAGCAGAUGUUGUCAAGCGAUCCCUCAUUAAGAGGUCAUGGACUAUCUCAAGGACUGACUUACGAGAAGACGGGACGAGGGAUCCCAAGCGAUUGCCAUGUCCUCCCACUGGAGAUCGCACUUCUCCUGAGCUCCGGGCACACAGCGGCCGUCCUGUGCCCACGCCCCGCAAGGCUCCCCGCGGCCACUACGCCCCUGCCGACGAGAACGAGCCCCCGUGGGACGCCCCGCAGUACCCUCCUCGGGCAGCGCCGCCGAGGCGCUAUAGCAUGAGCAGCUUUGACGGCGUGCCUCCCUCCUCGCGCCACCUGAAGGGCCCCGCGCCCGCGCCUCCGCGCGCCCACUACCACGACACACGGGAGCGCAGUCCCCAAAGCCCCUUCGGCCACCACAGUCCCCUGGGCCACCACAGCCCUCAGAGGUACUCCUCGCCCGAGUCCCCGCCGGUGCCGCAGCGUCGCCGGGUGCUCCCCGACCUCCCGCCGCACCCAGGCCCGGGCCCCCUCGGCACCCCGGAGCGGCCGUCCACGCUUCCACGCAAGCUGCGAGAGCCCCGCCACAGCAGCCGUCAGUCCCCGCCCGCGCAGCUCGACCCCAACCGAUUCCACUCCAUGCCCCGCACCAGGACGCGGUCCCCGAGUGGGCAGGGGCGCGGGCGCUCCGAGCCCGCCCACCGUCCGCAGUCCCCCGUGCUGCCGCUCCGAGAGAACCCGGCCCUCGGCGGGUACAUCAGCUCAGGCCCGUAACUAGCACGCCAUCAUGCACGACCC